Amborella trichopoda is the source of this 3634-nucleotide messenger RNA. It is a transcript of the gene EOL1, whose product is annotated as ETO1-like 1. Lineage: Eukaryota; Viridiplantae; Streptophyta; Magnoliopsida; Amborellales; Amborellaceae. Gene Ontology annotation, molecular function: protein binding. Gene Ontology annotation, biological process: negative regulation of ethylene-activated signaling pathway. The record is from RefSeq and is a predicted model, not a curated record.
UCAUCCCUUUAUCCACAUCUUUCUCUUUCUAAAAGUAUUCAAAGCUUUGGUUUUUGGCCGAAAUUCAAUAUGAAAAAUUAGGUCAAAUUCAAACUACUCAACUGAAAGACCGAAAAGGGUAUGUUGGUCAUUUGGUUUUAACUGAGCUCAGGAGUACCUGCACUGCACUGGAGUAGUAGGUAUUUCUGUAAGUUUAAUCUGAACAUUGGUCACUCUGCUUACACCGCUCCCUUUCUUUUUCGUUUUUACAUCUUAGGUAACCAUGGCCCGGCCACGAUACAGCGCCGAUGUCUCUUUCUCUCUCUAGCCCAGAGUUUCUCUCUCAUCGAAACCCAAAUUUUCCUCUUUCUUCUUAUACGUUUUCUUCUCUUUUCUGAGGUAUUUAUUUUUUCCCAAAUGUUUCGGUUUUACUCAUACACCACCUUUUGCUGUUACACUUUUGGCAUUCCUCUCUCUCUUUAAAAGCGAAGUCUUAAGGCCGCUUUGUAUCUUUGCUGGUUCAGAUCCUUGGGCCUUCAGAUAAGUCUCUCUCUCUCUCUCUCUCUCUCUCUCUCUCGCGUUUGGGGUGCAUUUCUUACCUAUCGUAUUUGCUGUUAAUUUGUGUUGGGGUGGCAGAGAUCUGGAAUUUUUUGCCCCUUUUGUGCACCAUGAGAAACCUGUUUCUCAAUGAUUCAUGUAAAGAGCCACAGUUACAUGCACUGAAUCCACAGUCAUGGCUUCAGGUUGAAAGAGGAAAGCUCUCUAAAUUCUCUAAUCACUCAUCUUCCAACGAAUCCCUCUUCAAGGUAGCAGAACCGCCAGUUUUACCACACUUUAAGCCAUUGGAUUAUGUAGAAGUUUUAGCUCAAAUUCACGAAGAGCUCGAGUCAUGUCUUCCUCAGGAUAAGGCAGAUCUUUAUCUUCUCCAAUUUCAAGUAUUUCGGGGGCUUGGGGAGCGGAAAUUGCUUCGAAGAAGCCUCAGAUCAGCCUGGCUCAACUCCAACACCAUCCAUGAGAAAAUCAUUUUUGGGGCAUGGAUGAAAUAUGAGAAGCAGGGUGAGGAAUUGAUUUCUGAUCUAUUGGCCUCUUGUGGAACACCCAUCCAAGAAUUUGGUCCGUUAGAUCUUUCAUCAGAGCUUUUUGUAGAUAACACAAACCAAAUGGAUCAAAAAAUUGAAACACAAAUUGCAAAUUGUGGCGUCCUCUCUGAUACUGUUUGUUUUCGAAUUGGGGAUGACAAAAUAGUUUGUGACCGAAAAAAGAUAGCGAAGCUGUCGGUUCCUUUUCAUGCCAUGCUUUGUGGGUGCUUUGUAGAGUCUAGACAAGAGGACAUUGAUCUAUCUGAGAAUGGAAUUUCCCCUGUUAGUAUGGGGGCAAUCAAGGAAUUUAGCCAGAUUGGACAUUUAGGGGAUCUACCCGUAAAUAUUUUGCUUGAGAUUCUGAUGUUUGCCAAUAAAUUUUGUUGUGAGAAACUGAAGGCUACUUGCGAUAGAAAGCUUGCGUCUUUGGUUUGUAAUCGACAAGAUGCCAUUGAUCUUAUGGAAUAUGCAUUGGAAGAAGGAGCCCCUGUUCUCGCUGCUUCCUGCUUGCAAGUGUUCCUGCAUGAGCUUCCGGAAUGCUUGAGUGAUGGUCGAGUCGUUAGGGUUUUCUGCAAUGCCAAUGCUCGACAAAGGUCGAUUAUGGUGGGUAGAGCUUCAUUCUCCCUUUAUUGUUUCUUAAGUGAGGUUGCAAUGAAUAGUGAUGCUCAGUCUGAUAUGGCAGCCUGUUUCUUGGAAAGAUUAGUAGAAUGUGCAUGCAAUAGCAGGCAAAAGCAGCUGGCCCUUCAUCAGUUGGGAUGCGUUAGGCUCUCGAGGAAAGAGUAUGAUGAAGCGGAAUGCCUAUUCGAAGAGGCUUACAAGGCUGGCCAUGUCUAUGCCAUUGCUGGCUUGGCAAGAGUUGGUCUCAAAAAAGGUGAAAGCAAUAAGCUCGUAUCGUAUGAAAAGAUUGGUUCAGUUAUUGCUUCUUGUAAUCCUCUUGGUUGGAUGUAUCAGGAGAGGUCUCUUUAUUGCAGUGGUAGUGAGAAGUGGGGGGAUCUCGAAAAAGCCACAGAGUUGGACCCAACGCUUAACUACCCUUACAUGUAUAGGGCUGCUACUUUGAUGAGAGAAAACAAUAUCCAAGCUGCCUUGGCUGAGAUUAAUCGGAUACUUGGGUUCAAGCUGUCCCUCAAUUGCUUGGAGCUUCGCACUUGCAUUUACCUUGCUCUCGAGGAUUAUAGAUCGGCUCUAUGUGAUAUCCAAGCGAUUCUUACACUUAAUCCUGGUUACCGUAUGUUUGAGGGAAGGGUAGCUGCUUCUCAAUUGCGCACCCUCAUUCAUGAGCAUGUUGAGCAUUGGACAACUGCAGAUUGUUGGUUGCAGCUUUAUGAUAGGUGGUCUUCAGUUGAUGAUAUUGGGUCCCUUUCAGUCAUCUACCAGAUGCUCGAGUCAGAUGCACCGAAAGGCGUCCUUUACUUCAGACAGUCAUUGCUUCUGCUUAGAUUGAAUUCUCCAGAAGCAGCAAUGCGCAGCCUACAAUUAGCACGCAAGCAUGCAACCAGUGAGCAUGAGCGCCUGGUAUAUGAGGGUUGGAUUUUGUAUGAUACUGGUCAUUGUGAGGAAGGGCUUCGUAAAGCUGAAGAAUCAAUUAACCUUCAGAGAUCUUUUGAAGCUUUCUUUUUGAAAGCCUAUGCCUUAGCAGAUUCUAGCCUUGAUGCUUCAUCCUCUGCCACAGUUGUCUCACUUCUUGAAGAUGCGUUAAAGUGCCCUUCGGAUGGACUUCGUAAAGGCCAGGCGUUGAACAAUCUUGGGAGUGUCUGCGUGGACUGUGGAAAACUGGACUUGGCAGCCGAUUGCUACCUGAGUGCACUUAAGAUUCGACAUACCAGAGCCCACCAAGGUCUUGCUAGGGUCUAUUACCUUAAGAAUGACAAGAAAGCAGCAUAUGAUGAAAUGACAAAGCUCAUUGAGAAAGCCAGGAACAAUGCAUCUGCCUAUGAAAAGAGGUCUGAGUAUUGUGAUCGAGACCUCACCAAGGCUGAUCUCAAGAUGGUCACCCAGUUAGACCCUCUUCGGGUUUAUCCCUAUAGAUAUAGAGCUGCAGUAUUGAUGGACAGCCACCAAGAGCAGGAGGCGAUAGCAGAGUUGACGAGGGCCAUUGCUUUCAAGGCUGACCUCCAUCUCUUGCACCUCCGUGCCGCCUUCCACGAGUGCAUAGGAGAUGUGCCGGGGGCCCUCAGGGACUGCCGGGCUGCCUUAUCAGUGGACCCCAAUCACCAGGAGAUUAUGGAGCUCCAUACGCGCGUCCACACCCAAGAGCCCUGAUCCUCUCUCUCUCUCUCUCUGAAGCUCCAGGAGAUAAUGGAGUCUCUCUUUCUCUCUCUCCCCCCCUCUCGCUGUAAAUUAGUGUCUAAUGUAUGGAGAAAAAAUGGAGUGUGUAAAAGUGCUGCCUUCUAUCCGCCAAAAAGAAAGGGUUUGCCUUUUGCUUGGCCCAAGUAGGUUACCUUUGUCCAUAUUUUUUCUUGCGUUUUGCCCCCAAGUUUCCUCCCUUGUAUUAUUGUUUCUUUUGGUUAUUUUCCCAUGCAUAUGGUUGUACCAGUAUACACAAGAAGCCUCAAUAGAUCGUUCUUUGCCCAUUC